AUGGAUGUCGCAUCUCCAACAUACACAGCGAGAGACCCCCCUCCUUCCUACGAGGAAGUCGCCGCAAAACUGGAGGACCUUGUCGGCGACGAUGCCACGCCCGACAGAGUCAUCGUCGCCAUGGACAAGCUAUCGGACGCCGAGAUCGAGAUCCUGAUCAACGGCGCCGACGACCACUGGCCCCUGGAGACCGACCAGCAAAAGACGGAUUUCGCGGUGGGAUGCGGCCAAUGUCUGUCCUCCCCGGAGGGCAAAACUCGAUUCGCAAGCGCCGGCGACGAGGCCACCCAGGCGACCCGCGACAUUGAGAACACCUUUGCCGGCUUGCAUAUACGCAUUGCGCAAAUCGAUCGGAUCCAUCACUCUAGAUUCGAGCCCGAGAUCAUCAAACUCCACCAUGCGUACCGAGAUGUGCUCACCGGGACCUCGACUUUGCGGCCACGGCUGGGUCAAGGGUUCGACGAAAGUAUCAUCAAGAUUUGCGCAAACGAGAGCAUCGCCUUCCAGAAGCGUAGAACUACUCUUAAGAUGUACAUAGAGAAGAUCGCCGAUGGCUUUCGCUCCGUGACCGACGACUUCGCCACGUUUGUCGCCUCCUUCUCCACCUGGGCCAAGGACAAAGAAGAGCUCGACGCUCUGCACAAAAAGCUGUAUCGGCUCGAGAGCUCCCUUCGCGCCUUCGAGGUCGUCUUCAGCGCGUCAAUUCCCGCCACCGGGACCUUUGUGAAGAUGUUCCCCGCCCUCGCGCCGUGGAUCAUGCUCGGUGGCGUGAUUACCGCCCUCGCUUCUUUCGCCGCUAUCGCCGGUCUCGCGGCUGGCAUAUCCAAAACGAACUACCGGAUCCACCUCAAGACGCAGGAGAAGGGGAAACUGCAGACGGAACUGGAGAACCUCCGCCGCACGCGCGCCGAGCUGGAGGACUUCGGCCAUGACUCGUUGACGCGGUUCGAGACGGCCUUGGUGAUCCUGGCGGGGGCGUGGGAGAAGACCCUCGCUGACGCGCGCAUUGUCCAGGACUGGCUGGUCCGGGGCGCGAAUGUUGCUCACCGACCGGAGUAUAUGGAGCUGAAUAUCAGGCACGAUGUCAACAAAUAUAGCGCGCUGUCGGAGUAUUUGGAGAGUUAUGCUCGGGGGAUUUAG
Messenger RNA from Aspergillus aculeatus ATCC 16872, 1140 nucleotides. RefSeq lists its product as uncharacterized. Lineage: Eukaryota; Fungi; Ascomycota; Eurotiomycetes; Eurotiales; Aspergillaceae. The record is from RefSeq and is a predicted model, not a curated record. The coding region runs from base 1 to 1140 and encodes 379 amino acids. The transcript is spliced from 8 exons.